Dichomitus squalens LYAD-421 SS1 is the source of this 2781-nucleotide messenger RNA. RefSeq lists its product as uncharacterized. The record is from RefSeq and is a predicted model, not a curated record. NCBI's taxonomy places the organism in Eukaryota, Fungi, Basidiomycota, Agaricomycetes, Polyporales, Polyporaceae. The transcript is spliced from 5 exons. The coding region runs from base 1 to 2781 and encodes 926 amino acids.
AUGGCCGCCAAUGGAGGCCAACCACCACCAGAACACCACGCCUGUAAAUGUUUGAACAUCCGCAUCCGUCCCCAGCCGAACAAGGAUACCCCGCCACCCGCCGAGGCAGGCUUCAAAUCAAUCUACGUUGGUGAAGAGGGUAUCCGUGUCGCGCACCCAGAGGUCACCCUCAGGAGUCGCAGCAGAGCCGUUCCUUUGUCUGGCUCUCCCACCGCAGAGCUCACCCGCUUCAUCACCGUGACAUGUCUCGUGUGCGGCCUUCUCACCUACCGUGUCUCCCAACGGGUUACUCCGGAUCUGAGUACCGACGAAGGCCCGGUGCUCCCGACGGACGAUUGGGUGGAGAAGGAGUUGUGCAAGAGCUCUAACGGUUGGAUCGAGGUUUACCAGGAAAGCCUGGUGAGUAGCAUAUUCCUUCUUCCCCCUGGCUUGCUUUCGCCUGUGGCGCAGCCCUCGCCAUUCCAAUGGCCCAGUAUCUCGCGCGGCCCCAUCUGUAGCGCAGCUACUGGCGCCGCGUCCAUCGUCGUAACACUAUUGACAUCGUACUAUGUCCAGAUCGGCAAUGAGGUCACGCAAGCAGAAUCAUCUCCAAUGUACUCCAAGCUAUUCCGACUCAUCCUUCCCGGCGGAACACCCCCGUCUGCCGCUUCUGCAACUUCGGAGGGCGAAGCACCCAAGGUUGAGAACGCGCGAGGUCCGUCCGAACAAGGGAAGAAACACCUUCCCGAACUGCCAGCGCUAUUCCUCCCACCCCCAUUCACCCCGUCGAAUGUCGUCUUCUCUCACCUGUCCGCAUUGGCAAGUGAGCAGUCGCAGAAGCUCAGGGACGAGGCGGAAGAAUACAUCGCGCAGGUGACCGAGCGGAAAGUGGCCGAGGUUCUCAGAGCCGAGGCGGCACUCAAGCGAGAAGUCGACCUCAUAUGGGGUCGGUUCAGGGAGAACUUGGUGCUCCAGCAGCAGGCGGGGUCGGCGGUCUCUCCUAUACGUCGUCGUUCGAGUGUCUCUGGCCAUGUACGAGCGGCGAGCAAUCCCGCGCCCGAAACCUCCACCUCCGUUCGGAUCAGCAGCUUCGUCCCCACCCCGACCCAGUCCAAUAGGAGCUCCCCAACUCAUCGUCAGGCUGUGUCUUCUGCGCUGUCGGCGUCAUUGAAGACCUCGGGAAUGCAGUACCCUGGCGCCCAGCGCGAAGUGAACGGUAACGGGAACGGGAUCGCGUCUCCUGUCCGUCGCGCCGGGCGUUCGCCCCCCUCGCCAGCGAGGUCAAGUACGACUCGCGUUCAUUCCACGUCGACGGCAUCCUCGCGUACGGCAGCUCUAUCCAUUGACGCAGAGACUAGCAUCCGGGAAGCCUACCGUCGCGAGAUGGAUGAGUCGAAGGACAUGGCGACCAGCUAUCGCUAUACCAUGAACAUUGAGGCACAGAUGGAGCAGCAGAGGUUGCAGACCCUUGCUGAGGCAGAGGCCGUGCCCCCACCAGCUGCUUCGCCACCAACGCCGUCCACUUCAUCUCACGUGCCUGCUGAUGGCGCCGCGACAACCACGGCUGCUGGACGCUCCACGCGCGUUCACAAAAGCGCUAUCAAGAAUCCAGCCCCUCCUGCGAACCGAUCGGCAUCGCCCAAGGAUAAGGCCAAGGCAGGAGCGAUACCGGAGGAUAACAAAGACAGCAAGGGGAAGAGGAAAGUCACGUUCGACGUUCAGCCUGAGGUCGCUAUCAUCAGCAAGGAAGAAGGCGAGAUUGCCUCCGAGCAGCCUACUCCCUCAGAGACUGUUGAAGACCCUAUCUUUGACAUGGACAACGAGUCGGAGCAGCCGGCAGGCAGCCGAGACUCAGUGCCCGUGGAGCAGGCCAAGAACCCGCCGCCGUCGCCAGCUAGCACCCAACGUGUGCGGACACCACCACGGCCAUCGCACAGCCGCUCGUCCAGCAAUUCUGGCUUGCCCCCGCAGCUGCAGUCUCUCCGACCUGCGUCGUUGCCCCAUCCCUCCGCGAUGCGUCCACCACCCGUGCGGCAUACGACCCCACCGAGCGCUGAAUCGGCGGAGAGGAGUAGAGCGCUGCGGGAGUCUCUGGUUGGGGAAAAACCCCGUUCGGAGGUCGUCGAGAGUCCUAUCAACGUCGCCCCGGGGCGGGUCAUUCCAGACGAGCCGCACGACCCUCGAGAAGAGGAGAUCCUGAAGCUCGUCGCCGCGAGCACGCCCAGUCACCGCAGCGCUUGGAAGAAGAACAGCAAGGCGUGGCAGGUGUUCUUCAGUCGACGGGAGCUCAAGGCGGGGGAGGCUGCCCCGGAGGCGAUCGAGGAGGAGGGCAGCUAUGUCCUCGACGACUUCGACCCCGCGCUCGGGCGGCGGUUCAAUGGUAUCGCGGAUAGCGACGUCACUGACGAGGACGAGGGUGAUGACAACAAGUGGCCAGAUCGCAACGACGACCAUCCCAUCGCUCAGUCGCUGCCGAUUCCCAUCGGGCUCAACCACCACAGACAGAUAUUCGGCAUACCCGCGUAUGAACCGAAGACGUCGCUGUCAGAUCGCCCGGGGUUGCUCGUGCCCGCUCUACGCAAUUCCUCGACGUCAUCGUCGCUUCGACGAGCUUCAUACGCGGAGCGCGAUCGCGUCCGACCGGUCGACCCUGGCGCGCUCGAUUUCGCGGGGGAUGACGAGUACGACGAUGACGUCGACAGCGACCCCGAGACCGGGGGCAAGGCCCGCCAACGAGCGUUGAAGAUAUUGAAGGCGCGGAACGAACUGCCAGCAGCUGGCAUGUGGAGAAGCCUGGCUUGA